AUGAAAUUUGAGCAAUCAGAAACAUGGAUUGGCGAGUGGAUGAGAAAACGUGGCAACCGCGACCAGAUGGUCAUCUCCACCAAGUACACGACCAACUUCAAGGCUGGCCCCAAUCACCCUCACAUCAUGGCCAACUGUGUUGGAAAUGGCACAAAGAGUCUACAUGUAUCUGUCAAUGCCAGCUUGAAAAAGCUGCAAACUGACUACAUUGACCUUUUAUAUAUUCAUUGGUGGGACUUCAGCGCGUCCAUUCCAGAAGUUAUGCAAUCUUUGAACCAGCUAGUCGCUACUGGCAAAGUCCUGUACUUGGGGAUCAGUGAUGCUCCGGCUUGGAUUGUGAGCAAGGCUAAUGAAUAUGCCCGAAACCAUGGUCUUCGCCAGUUCUCUGUCUACCAAGGGCGAUGGUCCGCCUCUUGUCGGGAUCUAGAACGUGAUGUCAUUCCCAUGUGCAAAGCUGAAGGCAUGGCCAUCACUCCUUGGGGCUCACUUGGUGGUGGAAACUUUAAGACAGAAGAAGCUCGAAGGUCCAACGAAGGUCGUAAAUCAGAGAUUAGCGACGCCGAUGUCAAAACGAGUCAAGCACUUGAGGCGAUCGCAGUCCGCAAAAACACGGCCAUCACUAGUAUUGCAUUGGCCUACAUAAUGCACAAGACGCCAUAUGUGUUUCCCGUCAUAGGGGGGCGAAAGGUGGAACAUCUGAAGGGUAAUAUUGAGGCACUCACCAUCGAACUUACAGAUGAAGAGGUUCAGGAAAUCGAGAGCGCUGUGCCCUUUGAUUUGGGCUUCCCACAUAACUUCCUAUGGGGGCAACAGGUACCCAAUCCGUUGCAGAAUAUCUGGUUAUUAUCAACCGCCGGAGACUUUGAUCAUGUCGAGGAUGCCAAGCCCAUCAAGCCGAAGAAAUAUGGAGAGUAG
Messenger RNA from Pochonia chlamydosporia 170, 915 nucleotides. RefSeq names its product aldo/keto reductase. NCBI's taxonomy places the organism in Eukaryota, Fungi, Ascomycota, Sordariomycetes, Hypocreales, Clavicipitaceae. The coding region runs from base 1 to 915 and encodes 304 amino acids. The transcript has 5 exons. Gene Ontology annotation, molecular function: oxidoreductase activity. The record is from RefSeq and is a predicted model, not a curated record.